Messenger RNA from Chenopodium quinoa (quinoa), 1050 nucleotides. Its product is annotated as enoyl-CoA delta isomerase 2, peroxisomal-like. Lineage: Eukaryota; Viridiplantae; Streptophyta; Magnoliopsida; Caryophyllales; Amaranthaceae. Gene Ontology annotation, cellular component: peroxisome. Gene Ontology annotation, molecular function: delta(3)-delta(2)-enoyl-CoA isomerase activity; enoyl-CoA hydratase activity. The record is from RefSeq and is a predicted model, not a curated record. Gene Ontology annotation, biological process: fatty acid beta-oxidation. The transcript has a single exon. The coding region runs from base 179 to 916 and encodes 245 amino acids.
UUAUUAUCUUUUCCUAAUUAAUUUAUAAUUAUAUCAACAUGAAUAAUCCGUACAUGAGAUGAGAGUGACCUUAUGUAUUGACUCUAAUUUAUAAUCCGUAUCAAUAUUAUAUAAGUAUUCAUUGUUUCAUUAAAAUAAAAAUUCUCAAUAUCUUAGAUUUCAUCCUCAAAACGCGAAAAUGUGCAGCGUCGAAAAACGAGGCAACAUCUUCAUCCUGACACUUAAAAGCGACGAUAACAACGACGAACACCGCCUUAAUCCGACCCUCAUCGCCACCAUCCGCUCCGCCAUCGCCGACAUCAAAUCCCAAUCAAUUUGCGAACCUCAAACCCCUUUUGCCUUGAUCACAACCGCAACCGGAAAAUUCUUCUCAAAUGGGUUCGACUUAAAAUGGGCGCAAUCGCAACCCGGAAAGUUCGUGAACCACUUACACCAGAUGGUGGAAUCUUUCAAACCUUUGGUGGCUGAUUUGGUGUCUCUUCCGAUGCCAACGAUCGCGGCUAUUAAUGGGCAUGCCGCGGCAGGUGGGUUCGCGCUUGCGCUAGCGCACGAUUAUGUGGUGAUGAGGAAGGAUAGAGGGGUGUUGUAUAUGAGUGAGGUUGAUAUUGGGAUGACUUUUCCCGAGUAUUUUAAUGUGUUGUUUAGGGAGAAAGUUGGGUGGAAAUGGAGGAGAGAGAUUAUGAUGAGAGGGAUGAAAUUGAAGGGGGAAGAUGGUGUGAAAAUGGGGGUUGUUGAUCAAGUUGUGGUUGGGAUUAAUGGGGAUGAAGUUCUGGAAAAAGGGUUGAAAUUAGGGGAAGAUUUGUUGAAGAAGAAGUGGAAUGGUGAGGUUUAUUGUGAAAUUAGGAAAGGGUUGUAUCCUGAUUUGUGUAAUGAGUUGGGGUUGAUUAGGAAGAAUGUCAUCGUUCCGAGGCUUUGAAUCGAUUUUCUGUUGUGUUGGUGUUUGGUUUCGUGUAUGUUUUUGUAUUCGAUUUGUUGUUGUGAUCGAUUUUAUGUUGUUUUUGCGUUCAAUUUGUUGUCUUUUAAUGAUGCAAGUAUGUUGUUUAAUUUGUA